Colletotrichum truncatum is the source of this 138-nucleotide messenger RNA. RefSeq lists its product as uncharacterized. The record is from RefSeq and is a predicted model, not a curated record. Lineage: Eukaryota; Fungi; Ascomycota; Sordariomycetes; Glomerellales; Glomerellaceae.
AUGCCCCCUUCCCCCCCGUUUUUGUUCGGAUAUUACAAACGGAGCCUCAUUCAUGGCUUUCACAUUAUUCAUUUUGAAUUCCCUGACGUAUUAUUUACGACGGUGGCGAUACGUUGCAUUCCCUUGCCUCCUUUGUGA